This is a messenger RNA of Dentiscutata heterogama, 351 nucleotides long. Lineage: Eukaryota; Fungi; Glomeromycota; Glomeromycetes; Diversisporales; Gigasporaceae. The record is from the annotation of a GenBank genome assembly.
GAUGUGGGAGAAAGAGCAUUCCAAGCAAAAAGACACAUAAUGUUACAAAGCAGAAAAAUUAACUUUGGAAAAUUAGCCAACAUCAAAGUAACCAAAAAAGACUCCUUUAACAAUGUAAAUAAUUGGAAACUUAAAAAGAAAAGAUUUUGCUCACAAUGUGGAAAACCAUACUCAAAACAUCACCCAGGAUGUACUCGAAAUAAUGGAACACAUAUGAAUGGGAAAAGAGUAGAAAGAAGAACAGUACCAAUGGAAAUAAAAAGAUUUAAGAAAGGAAACUUCUCAAAGAAACCUUACAAUAAAGGAAAAGGAAAACUAUAUAAAGGGAAAUUCACCAAAAAGAAAUUCUGA